GUCAGGCCUGUCGCGUCGUCUGCCAGGCAUGCCAUGCCUGUGGAUGACCGAACCUGCAAAAGCUGCACGGACAAAGAGGAUUCUCAAGACUCCACUCGGGAAGAGUCACCCAUAUGUACACUAAUUGCCUGCAUGAGUGUGUGAGACCUCUACAGAAUCACGGCACAAUUAGCAAAAUUAUUGAAUGAUAUUUUGACUAAUUAUGGUCCGAAUCAAAAACAGGUAUUUCCUGUGCGAGUUGGUCUUUGAGGAUGCGGUUAGACGAGCACUGAUGGUCGGCGUGCAGCAUCUGUACAGUGCCGUCAAAGAUGCUGUCAAGGAAGUCCACGGGGACUAUGGUGCUGCUGCCCUAGCCUGGGGAUUAAACGUGAAGUACCUGAACCCUCACACCGGUGUCAUGCUGAUUCGAGUCAGGCGUCAGAACCAGAAGAUUCUCAGUACGACGUUACCAUUUAUCAAAUCAGUGGCCGGCUACCCUGUGACCGUACGAACAUUACACAUAUCAGGCACCAUCCGAUGCUGCCAGAAAUUCCUGAUUAAAUACAACAGGCGGCAGCUAGUGGUCCUACUGAAGCAAUGCAAGACGAAAGAAGAGAGACAGCAGGUCAAGGAUUCAAUCCGCCGAUGCACCCUGAAGCCAGAGGAACAGGAGUUUGGGGAUGGUGCCUCAUCAGAGGACAUAGCAACCCAAUCGUGAGGCCGGCCAAUGCUGACUGUGAACCUUACAUUGUGCCAGUGUGCAUCGGUCAGGACACCCACACCAGUGUCAGACAAGGCAUCGUGUUGCCUCUGGCCCAUCAGCUGCUGUGUUCCUCAAUGAUUUGUGGGCGCAAGAUGUGUCCUCCACCGACCCCAAUGAGUUGGCCACACUGCAUGGAACAUCUCCCGUCCCAAAGACUAAACCCUGUGGCAGGUUCGGUAUUGGAGCAAGUGUCCAAGAUGAAAAAAGGCAGAACUUCAACCAGUACAGUAUGUAUAUUUAUAAAUAGCUCCCAUUUAUCUUCACUUUUUAUUUCAUUGCAACACCUCUUCACAGAGGCAGUGGUUUUCCAAGGCAGAUGGCAGAUUCUCAUUGUAGAGCCAAUGAUUUUCCAUUUCAAAAAUGGGUAUUUUCUGUUUUGCCAAAUCCCGAAUUAUGCUUCAGAAAUUCAAAUUUUGUUUCAUAAUAGUAAGCACGAAAUAGUCGAGCAAGUUUUAAACUAUGCAUGGUAACUAUCUGCCCAACCAUACUCCCCCAAAGAAAAAAGGAAGGAAAAGAAACAAAUAUUGUUUGAAAAUACUCUGCAAAGUUUCCAAUUUUUAAAAACAAUUAUAUGUUGUGAAAAUUUUAAAAAAUCCACACAAAUACGGAAUCCCCCUUGAUUUUUCAUCAGCACGACCGUUAAAACUUGCUACGAUUAAUCGACAAUUCAUGUGUUACUCCUGAGCCCUUUGUAUAAAAUCAGAUUACAUUUAAAUACAUGUAAAUAUACAGUGAAGUCAUAGAGUACGUCGUGCAUGCAACAAGCAUUGAUCGCAAUGUGUUAAUGCUGGACAUCAACCCGCUAUUUUAUUUGGCAGUGGUGCGACAAAAUUCAGAAAGUUAACAUUAAACCUGAGCCGGAAAACGUGUUUGUGACUGAAAACUUUACUCUUCACUGAACACUUCCAACGGCCCAUUCAGCCAUGGUACACCUAGCUUACUAGGUUUCGUCUAAUUCAAGAAAUAUGUAAUUAGUCUUCCGUUUCGCUGCCGCAGUUUCAUCAUUUCGCCAUGUGGUACUGGCCUUGUUUCAAGGCAUCAAUGUGGAUUCACAGACUGAAUUCCAAUGUGUGUGCCAUACCGUGCCACUGCGCUGUGCUGUGCUGGCUGCCGCGGCACGCUUGGGCUCACAUAAGCCAUAGUGCUUGCAGCUAUCAGUACAGGCACGGGAGGACCCACUCAUGUGGUGGAGUGGUGCAAUUCAGCAUGUUUCCAGCAUAAUUCAUUCAUUUUAAAAGGUUUUGGUUGGCAUUUGUUUGUAGCACUUUGCGGACAGUUUUCUUCACUGUUUAAGCCAUUCUUAGUGGGAAAUUUUGCGAGUUGUGUUUCAAGCAGUGGAUUCUGUUUCAAAGUGUUGAUUCUGCGAAUUCCGUCCGUUUUCCACGAUCGCAGAAAAUCAUUGGCUCUAUCAUUGUGUGACCGCUUCAUUCUUUGCCUGCUCACUUAAAAUGAAAGUUGAUGAACUUGGAAAAAGUUUUGAACCUUUUUCUGAAAUCAUUGGACUCAGGUAGAGACACUCUUUGGUGUGGUUUUUAAAAUGGUUGAGAUAUCCACGACUUGUAAUCAAAUGCUUUUGUAGUAUUUUUUACAAUGCUAUUAAAUGGAUAGUUUUUUGAAACAGAAAAAGGCAGAUCACAUUUUUACAGAAAGAAAGGGCAAAAGUUGUCACAACCACCUCCACAGUCAUUAUCAGUUGGAAUUUUGUUGAAUUUGCCACACUGACACACUCUGUAUAAAGAGAGAAUAGUGCCAACUUCAGACUUGGGAACCAAAAUGGCUGUUCAUUAUGUAUGUGGUACAGCAGGUACAUGUAUCUAUUGUGUACAUAUUAUCCAUGUGCACUGAGGUAUAAUCCACCAUUUUGGUUCCAGCAAGGGAGACGCUCUUGUCCCAGCUCUCUCUGUAAACAGCUCCGAGCACAGAGGCCCAUUUAAAACACAGGGGCUUUACAGUACAAUGUUGAAAAACAAGGCACAGCAUUCUGGCAAACUAGGGUGGUUGGGGCAUUAAUUAAACAAAUGCUAAUAA
Messenger RNA from Acanthaster planci (crown-of-thorns starfish), 2770 nucleotides. Its product is annotated as ribonuclease P/MRP protein subunit POP5-like. Gene Ontology annotation, molecular function: ribonuclease P RNA binding. Lineage: Eukaryota; Metazoa; Echinodermata; Asteroidea; Valvatida; Acanthasteridae. Gene Ontology annotation, cellular component: ribonuclease P complex. The record is from RefSeq and is a predicted model, not a curated record. Gene Ontology annotation, biological process: tRNA 5'-leader removal.